CUGUAAGCGGUUUUAACGUUUAUGUUAUCACCUGGUUUCCCGUAGCUGCUGGACGCCCAACUCGUAAAGGAAAAUCUCGGUUGGCAUGUCUGCGCUGAGCGCAGCGCAGCUGCCUAGGGCACAAUUAAAAUGCGUCAUCGCCCCUGACCGUUUGGGCCAUGCUAUGCCUCAGCGGCGCGUCGUUGUGGCUCGUGCAAAAAACAACCAGAAGAACGAGGGAGUGUAUUUUGAGUACGAGGCCAUCGACCCAAAUGCCGCUAACGAAAUUGCCGCAUUGCAAGAGGAGGAGGCUGAUCAGUUUGGAUGGGCCCAACGAAGUCGCGAGAAGAAGAAGGAGAUGCAAAAGCGGCACCGCUCCAUAGACCAAAAGGUGUUUGGUGUAACAACAGGCGAUCCACGCAAGGCAGCCAAGCGUGCAGCUCGUGCCAGAGCUGCCGAUCGGCAGCAGGCGGCUGCGGAGGCGGCUGCCCUAGCCGCCAGCGACGGGCCGCUGCUGCCCUCCUUCAGCCCCGUGGAGACACCCGCCAUGCGGAAACACAAGAUGGCAGCGACACCCGCCGCUCCGCAGCCGCAGCUGCAGCGGCCACCACCUCCGCCACAGCCCUCAUCACCAGCAGCAGCACCAGCAGCACCAACGCCCGCAUCCCGACCUGCGCCUGCAGCUGCCCAAGGGACAGCCGCGGCAGGGGCGGGGGCGGCGGCAGGUGCACCCCCUGCGGCCGCACCUCCGUCAGCAGCAGCAGCAGCUCCAGCUCCGUCCGGCCCGCAAGCGAGCCCCAGCAGAGGCAGUGGCGAGGGCAGCAGCAAGGCCGCUGCCGGCGCUGUGGCGAGUGUAGCGGCGGGUUCAGGAGGAGCAGGAGAGGCGGGGGCAGGGGGCGCGGCAACGCCCAGCAGCGGCAGCGGCAGCGACCGGCGCAUGCGGCUGCUGCAGCGCAUGAAGGGCAGCGCGGGGAGCAGCGGCAGCGGCGGCGGCAGCGGCGGUAGCUCCUCAGCCCCAACCGUGGCGGGCAGCGGCCGUGAUAGCGCCGUGGAUGCGGUGGCGGUGGCGACAGCAGCCCAGCAGCAGCAACAAGAGCAGGUGGAGGCGCAGGCGGUAAUGGGAGAGGCAACGACGGUUGCAGCUGCCACUGCCGCCACUGCUGCAGCGGCGGCCGCAGGAGCUGCCCCGGCGGCAGUGGGUGGCGGCGUUCAGGAGGGCAGUGCGGCUGCUGUUUCCGCCGACCUGCUGCGCCAGUUCUCCUCCCUCGCCUCUCAGCUCCCCGCCGCCUCCGAGCUGUCGCCCGAGCUGCGCCCGCUGCGCGCCUACCUGCAGUCGCUGCUGGACCCCGCCAGCGCCGACGUGCGGGAGGCCACCGCGGGGGAUGCGGCGGACAUGCUGGAGAGGGACCUGCGGGAGGCGGCGGAGUUCAAGGAGUGGCUGCGGCAGGCGGCAGCAGCGGAGGAGGAGGGAGGCGGUGCAGUGGAGGGACGUAUGGAAGGGCUACUGCGGGAGAAGGAGGAGGUGGAGGGGGAGGAGAAGGGGGAAGGUGUUGGGUUGGAGGGUGACGCUGAUUGGGAUCCGGAGAUCUUGGCGGCCAUGAAGUACGCGUUUGGCAGCGGGGGUGUCGCGGAGGGUGCGAGCGGCGCUGCCAGCGGUGUCGGGGCCGGGGGUGGCGGUGAUGCGUUUGGGGACGGGGCGGUGACGUCAGCUCUGGAUCUGAUCUCGGAGAUGCGGGAGCUCAUGGCGCAGAUGGAUGCGCCCGCAUCAGUGGCGGCGGAGGCAGGCGGCGGCGCGGCUGAGAGGGACAUGACGGAUGAGGAGGUGCUAGCGGCGCUGAAGACCUCGGACCCCGAGCUGUACGAGCUGCUCAAGGACGUCCCCGAGUUCGACAAGCUGGAUCUGGAUCUCGGGUUGGAGGACUUUGGCGCGGACCUCAUGGACCUGGCGGCCACAGCGGCGGAGGCGGGUGCAGGUGCAGGUAGCGCUGGUGGGGCGGCAGCAGGGAGGGCGGCCAGGAGCAGUGGGGGGCCGGCGGUGGGGGAGGACGAUGGCGGUGAUGAUGAUGAUGAGGAGGAGGAGGAGGAUGCGGCCGGAGGGGCAGCGGGAGAUGAGCGGGAGCUGGAGGAGCUGCUGCGGGGCAUGCGAAGCCUGGGACUGGACCUCCCGGGCAAUGUGGAGGAUGCGGUGGAGGCCAUCAGCAGCAGCAGGCGCGCCAGGGGAGGGGCAACCGCCGCCUUACCAAGCACCACCAGCAGCAGCAGCACCGGCAACAGGGGUGCUGCUGGCGCUGCUAGGAGCCUCCGCGUUGACCAAGACGACGAGGAUGGGGUCUUUGAUGAUGAGGAUGAUGACGAGGAUGAUGAGGAGGGGCCGCUGUCUCUGGAGGACUUGUCACUGGGAGACGUCCUGGAGGCGUUGGGUGAGGACGAGGGUCUGGACCCACGGGUCAAGCUCCGCGCGCAGUUUGCGCUGCAGUCCAUGUUUAAUCAGCCGGCGGACGAGCUGGCGGCCAAGGGCUCCCGAAGCGGAGCGGAGGGGGCGAGGAAGGGGGCUAAGGGGAAGGAGGGGGGCAAGAAGAAGGGGGCGGGGCAGGGCGAAGCGGAGGUGUUGGUGCCACCCAAGAGUACGACGGGAAUGGCUCGUGAGGCGCUGGGGCCGGAUGACUUGGAUGGGGGCGCUGCGCCGCCGCCGAUGCUGCCCAAGCCGUCUCGGCCGCCGCGCAGGUUAAUGGAGAGGGAAUGAGGGACGAGGCGGCUGGUGAGGGAUGGCAUGGGCUGAGCCUUGUGUCAGCUAGCGGCCGGGCGGCGCCAGGGCGGAUGCUCGGGGGGCUGAAGGCGGGUGCGCAUAAUGACAGGCUGCAUAAUGACAGGUUUGUGAAGGCUGCACAGCAGCAGAGGGAGGCUGUCUGGGCGGGGCGGCACUGCGGAAGCGCCGCGACUACUGGUCAGGAUUUGAAUUUGCGAUUGCCAAGUGAGCGGAAAGUCCCCAUUUUUGCUUGCUUUGUUGAAAGGGGAUGUUGUUUAGAGCGAGAGAGGGUGGAACAAUGAGUGGACGCGUUAGGUGUGGUGAAGGUGGUGUCUGCUGCCAGUGUUUACAAGGCAACAUUAUUAACUGUGGGCUGUACGGCACGCCUAUCCCCGCUGUCGUUCACGUGGAUGGUAAUGGUAUUUGUUGCCUAGUUUGUUAAUGUAUUCAGCAUUACAAUCACCUUACGCACCACCUGCCACAGUCUUUUACGGGUCUGCUGCCAUGUAAGGCCAGUUGUUGUUGCGGAUUGUACGCUUAGGGCCGGCCGUGUGGGAUAAUGAGGGGGAGGCAGCCUGCCGUUGCUCGCCCUAGCGCUGUGCCAUGCGGGCCGCUGUGCGACCAGGCAUGGCGCUACUGGCCUACCAUGCAAUGAGCCUGCUGCUGCGAAGCCGUUGGCCGGACGUUGAGGGCGCAAUGGCAGCUGGGUUUGGCUGCCUUCCACAUGUGGUGCUAUUCUGUUUACAGCGUGUGGUUGCCUCACAUGACUUGUGAGCAAACAUUCACUUCGCAGCUAUAGACGUUGUCCGUCUCACUGUUGCAACGCGGGGUACGCAGUGUCGCCUUGGCAUCAUGGUGUUAGCACCCACCGCAUACAUACCAGACCGUAGACACCCUUGACGCACGCAGGGAGGAGAGCACAUCCCCCAGGGAUCCAGAUACGUAGGCGCACAUGAAGCCUGCACACACCCCUUGCAGUGGGUGGAUGGUAAUGAAGCCGAC
Molecule: messenger RNA, 3727 nt
Organism: Astrephomene gubernaculifera
Lineage: Eukaryota; Viridiplantae; Chlorophyta; Chlorophyceae; Chlamydomonadales; Astrephomenaceae
Source: the annotation of a GenBank genome assembly